AUGGGGGUGGAGGAGCCUGAAUGGGAACCCAGAAUCGUACGACCCUACAAAGCUUCUUCCCCAGCCUUGGAUGUUGGUCCAGUGAGCCUUCAACAAGCUUCAGCAUACAGCUCUUCCAUCUUCGCUCUAUUGGGACUCACUUCACCAGAAUUUUUGGAUAUCCUCACACAGCGUCAGCUCACCCCACUCAUCAAGGCGGAUCCUUUCCUUUUGACCCCAAGGCGGCCGACUUGGCCAGUGGCCUUGGAGAGACAGGGUGAUGACAAACAGAGAGACUUCUACCUGGGAGAUGGGGGCUUGGUAGAAAAUGGAGGGCUACCCGAAGCCAUCCGAAGUGGUGCCAAGUGCAGUAUCGUCUUGCUGAACAACAUCCGACCACCAGAUGUCUCAGUAGUGGGAGAUUGGUGCAACGUGUCAGACGUAGUAAAACAAAACCCUUUGAGUUUAUUGGGCCCUGCAGCUCUUGGCUUUCCGGAGAAGGAUGGUCCCUUGUAUGACUACUUUGGCAUAUUUUUGCAGCUCGGGGAUGCAACGCUUAAGACCAUUGGCUUUGACUUCACCAACAACCAGCUCUUUGAAACCCAUUUGAUCUUCGACCUCUUCUGCGAGGCUACUACGCUUACAGCUCAAGGAAAACCAGCAGUAGUGCACAAAAAUUACACCACGCUGGAGAACAAACAUUGGGGCAUAAAGGCUGGUACAGAGGUGGAUGUGCUCUUCGUCUUUACACAGAUCAGUGAAGACUGGCUUGAGCAGCUGGAUCCAGCUACCAAGGAGGCCAUUCUGAAUGGUGACUUCAACACCAAAGGCAAUGUGAAUGGUUUUCCAUGGCCGUUUCCCUUCCCGCAUUUGAGCACAUUCCAACCUCAGGGCGAGGGUGCCGAGUCCACAGCUAUUGGCAUCGAACAAGCGAACCUCUAUGCCUCGCUGACGGAGUAUAGCCUUAGAGUCAAUGAACCUAAGCUCCGGCAGUGUAUGGGCCUUUGA
Messenger RNA from Cladocopium goreaui, 987 nucleotides. Lineage: Eukaryota; Dinophyceae; Suessiales; Symbiodiniaceae. The record is from the annotation of a GenBank genome assembly.